CCGAUUGGGAGAGAGAAAGAAUGAAAGAGAAAUCCAAAGACUGUUGUGGCAGACAACAGUCAAUCUCUCUCCAGACUCGGUAUAAAGUAAUGAAUCAACUGCAAGACCUCCACACUCCCCUCGGCGCCGUGCUGAUCCUUAACGCUUUCGUGCUUGGAGUUGAACGAGUCAGACCUCUUUCUCUUCUCUCUCUUUCUCUUAUUCUUCCUUCUCUCUCUCUUCUUUACCUCGUGUGUGAUACUCUACUGCAUCCACUGUCUCGGCUCCCUACCCUACUCCCGUACCCUAUUUCUUAAUCUCGACUACCCACUUGCCGACAACGGACUCCAACCAUCUGUGACGGUUAGUCUGUUACCCACCUCCAUUCAUUCCCCUUUGCAUUUGCAUCUGGUCGGAAUUGAAUUGUUGCUCCUGGUCCUUUCCUGUCGGUCCUUACCUCCACUUCUCUUCCCUUCUUCCCCCCC
Messenger RNA from Aspergillus campestris IBT 28561, 464 nucleotides. RefSeq lists its product as uncharacterized. The transcript has a single exon. NCBI's taxonomy places the organism in Eukaryota, Fungi, Ascomycota, Eurotiomycetes, Eurotiales, Aspergillaceae. The record is from RefSeq and is a predicted model, not a curated record. Bases 90 to 296 code for a protein of 68 amino acids.